GGGCCGCGGCGGCCGGGCCGGGCUGGGCUGGGCUGGGCCGGGCCGGGCAGGGCAGGGCGAGGUGGGGUAAAAGCCCUCGCUAUGGUGCCCAGCGCCCUGUAUUGGGAUCUGGUGGGCUCCUCCGCUCUUCUCAACCUGCCGGCGGCGCCCGGUUUCGGCAACUUGGGCAAAAGUUUCCUCAUCGAGAACUUGCUGCGGGCCGGGGCGCCGCCGAGCCCUGCCCAGCUCCGUCCCCUCCCCGCCAGCCCCGUCCCCCUCAAGCUGUGCCCCGCGGCGGAACAAAUCAGCCCCUCGGGGGGUCCCUACCCGACAAGAUGGGCUUUUCAAGUGCUCAACCCCUCCGCGGCGGACAGCGGCCGCCCGCCAGCGCGGGCUCCGGCGGCAGAGAGAGGCACCGUCUUCCCGCCGGCAGCCACAGCUCUUUCCAAACACUUUUUUCUCCGAGCCCCGCCAUUCUACUCAGUAUGCUGUGGUGGGUCCUGUCAGCACCCUGCAUCCCCCACUGCUUUUCCAAGAGAGGAAAGUGUCCUGCCUCUUCUGACCCAGGAGUCUAACUCCAAAGCCCGGAGAGGUAUAUUAAGAAGAGCUGUCUUUUCUGAAGACCAGAGGAAAGCUUUGGAGAAAAUGUUUCAGAAGCAGAAGUAUAUCAGUAAAACAGACAGGAAGAAAUUGGCCAUUAGCCUGGGUCUAAAGGAGUCUCAGGUGAAAAUUUGGUUUCAGAAUCGAAGGAUGAAGUGGCGAAACUCCAAAGAAAAAGAAGUGCUUUCAAACAGGUGCCUCCAAGAAGAAGGUCUUGAGGAGAACUACCUCUCACAAUCCACCAUGAAUUUUACCUCCCCGUGCCAAUCUGUGUGGGAAGUAUCUCAGGAGCCGGCAAGUCCAAGGUGGAGGGAGAAUUCUCCAGGAAAUUCUGAAAGACUGACUAGUACACAACCACCUCCAAGAGCAAAUUCAUCACAGAGUCCACUCUAUUUGUAUCCUGACCAAGACACUGCAAAUAAGGCAGUUACAUCAUCAGCCUAAGGAAAUAGGGCCAGUUUGUAAAUUGAGUGGAGAGCACAGGCUUCAAGUCAGCAGUCUUCUAAAAUUAACAGUAUUUGGACAUUGUAAAGCUAACUAGUUUAUGCCUCAUAAAUUUGCUAAAGUCUAACACCAUUAAAAUGACAAACAAC
This is a messenger RNA of Apus apus (common swift), 1172 nucleotides long. It is a transcript of the gene DBX2, whose product is annotated as developing brain homeobox 2. The record is from RefSeq and is a predicted model, not a curated record. The transcript is spliced from 4 exons. Bases 82 to 1023 code for a protein of 313 amino acids. Lineage: Eukaryota; Metazoa; Chordata; Aves; Apodiformes; Apodidae. Gene Ontology annotation, molecular function: DNA-binding transcription factor activity, RNA polymerase II-specific; DNA binding. Gene Ontology annotation, biological process: regulation of transcription by RNA polymerase II.